Molecule: messenger RNA, 567 nt
Organism: Cooperia oncophora
Lineage: Eukaryota; Metazoa; Nematoda; Chromadorea; Rhabditida; Trichostrongylidae
Source: the annotation of a GenBank genome assembly
AUGAUCGACACCAGUGUGUUGAUCAGCAAGUACUUUCUCAUCUUUGAGAUAUUCUUCUUCAAUAUCAUAGGAGUAUUCGGGAAUGUUCAGCUGCUCUGGGCGACUUUUCGAAAAGAAUUUACUCACUCUAAGCCAGGGAUGUUGCUUGGAAUGAACGCUUUUUAUCACAUCAUAUGUCUUCUUUCUGAGGCAAUAAACGCUGUGUUCCUUCUUUGUGAGUAUUCACCAAGUAAACGGACAUGUCAUUCAUUUUUGGCGCUCUAUAUUUUUAUGAUGUGUCAACAAUGCAUGACCUUCCUAAUGAUAUCGCUGGAUCUCCUCAUCGCCCUUGUCCUUCCAGUGAGAGUACAUCUUUGUAAAAAAAAGUUACUGCUCGGAGCCUUAAUGUUGUUUCCAGCAAUCGAGGCACCAUGGGGCGGGUACCCUUCAAUGGAAAGAGGUGACGGCGUGCAGAAUUCUCUCACACCUUACGUCUCCAACGCACUUCUGCUAUCUGGCAAUAUCAUCUGCUUUGCCACCCUUGCCACUUACAUCGCUAUCAUCAUUUUAGUGGUCAUCAGAGUUUAA